UUUUGUAAAUGAAAUAAUGUAAAUCGAUGGUUACUCAUAUGAAUUUUCGUAGCCUUUUAAAAAAAAACACUAUGCACAUCAUCUUUGUUUCAAAUUGGAAUUCCUAACAAUAACAGUGUACCAGUGACGUAGUUACAUCUACUUUUAUUGUCAUUCAUCGCAUGUAUAGCUUGGUAACUUUGUUUGUAACACUCCCGAUGCUCCGCGCGGGCCGGGGGUCGUGUAGCGAUGAAUGAAAAACCCACGACUGAUGCACCUCACUUCUCCGCACGCACGAUUUCACAGUCUCCCUCCCCACACUGCUGCGACCCAGUAAAAAUACAAAAUUAAAUGAAUACAAUAGUACAAUAGAAUUUGUCUUUAAACCAAUUUGCGUGCUUCUCGAUCCAAUAUCGAUACGAAUCCAAACAUUUUGAGUGCCUUUCGCGUGAAGUCUGGCCAGUGCCUAUAGGUUGAAAUUAGUUAAUUACCCGGUUGUUAUUUUUUUCGAAAUCAUUGUAUUUGAUCAAAAUGUAAAGAUCAAAGAUACCAUUAAAGACGCCAGCGGUAGUUUAUAAAUAAAACGGAAUCUUGGCAAUGCUAUUGACAUUGGCUGUGAAAAAUCAUCUUUAUGCUAUUAAUAAUGAUAGUUCAUUUUGUAAUAACUGAACUGUAGCAUGUGGACAUGUCAGUCAAGUUCAUUGUCACAUCGUAAUAUGACGUAGUCACGUGAAAACAAACAGAACUAAUAUUAUAACAUUAAACCUAUUCAUCAUCAUCAUCAUCAUCAUCAUCAUCAUCAACCCAUAUUCGGCUAACUGCUGAGCUCGAUGAGAGAGGUUAGACCAAUAGUCCAACACGCUGGCCCAAUGCGGAUUGGCAAACUUCACACAUGCAGAGAAUUAAGGAAAUUCUCUGGUAUGCACGUUUCCUCUCGAAAAGUUGGAGGUGCAUGCCCUGGACCGGAUUCGAACCCACACCCUCCGGAAUCGGAAGCAGAGGUCAUAUCCACUGGGCUAUCAUGGUUUUGAUAUUUAAGAAUAGGUUAUAUUAUUUUUCUCUCCAUCCGUUACCUUGUAUUAAUAGUCAGUAGACAAAAAUGAGCCGUGAUAGCCCAGUGGAUAUGAUCUCUUGAGUUCUUAUUGUAUACUUAAAACUAUCUGACGCCGCGCGAUUUCACCCGCAUGGUUCCCGUUCCCGUAGGAAUACGGGGAUAAUAUAUAGCCUAUAACCUUCUUCGAUAAAUGGGCUAUCUAACACUGAAAGAAUUUUUCAAAUUUGACCAGUAGUUCCUGAGAUUAGCGCGAUACAAACAAACAGCUUUUUAGCUUUAUAAUAUUGGCAUAGAUUUGGGACCCACUAGAUAUCAUUUCUUUUGUCGGCAACUCGGCAAGUGUCGAUAACGACACAAAUAUUGAAUUUUGCUCAUAUUUUCACAUUUAUGUUUUGCUAGGAUCUGGUUUACGUAAAACGUGAAUUCGUUAUAAACGUCAUGGCGUUGGCAUACAAAGUGCCAACAAAUGGUUUAUGUAUGUCAUCAAUUUAGAUAUUAUCUAAGUAAUAUUUUAACGUGUCCAUGUGUGUCCAUAUAUUUCCUCAUUUACUAAAAACAGCAUCAAUGAAAUGACGUCAUUUGGCCAUCCGAUAACUUACAAUGUAAAAAUUAUGUAUUUUAAUGGCGCUUAUUGAUGGAGUAAAUGUAAAUUUUGUGGAAGUUUAUUGUUUGCCUAUUUAGGAUACAAUUAAAAUAUUUAGAUAAAAUAUAGCCACUCACAAAAGACGUGGCUUUCUACUAGUAAAACAAUUUUCAAAAUAGGUUUAGUAGUUUUAAAGAUUACCCCCUAUAGUACUGUACUUCUUUAUAAAUAAUAUCAAGUAUACUUUUAUCAGAAAAAACGCUGCAAUACUCCUCUUUUAAGUAAGCCUUGGUAGUUAAAGAAUGUUAUGGUCUAUUGGUUUUAGUCAUAAUAUUCUAUACUAAUCUUUACUAAUAUAUACUAGCACUAAUGUUAAUAUUUAAAGAGAAGUCGUUAUAAGUUGUAUAGUCCAAUAUCUGGUCUCUACUAAAUCGAUUUUACAAAAUCUUUUACACAAUAGAAACGUUUUAAGAGUGUCAUAGGAUAAAUUAUAUCCGUUUUAUCAUGGGAAUGGGAACUACGCAGUUGAAACCACGGGGCAGCUGCUAGUGGAAAAUAUUUCGAAUUCCACAGGAACUAUGUUAGAAACUUUUGCUUGAAUUGAUAGACAUAUUGGCUAACCAUGCAAGAUUAUUGCUGAAUUAUUCUCGGAUUGUAAUUUGUCGUAUCAAAUUUGAUGGCGUGUCGAGAAGGAAUUGAACACGUGUCGUGGUUUAGACGACAUUAAUCUUAACGCAAAAUAUAGUUUGUUGUAUCGCCAAUUAUAAACUAACUUUAUGGUGUGAAUGCUAUUUAAUGUUAAUGUUUGUAUUUACUGUCAGUUUUUAUUGCAGGCGCAAUUUUGUCUGUAAAAUUCAGUUUUUUAAAAUCCCACAGGAGUGGAUUUUUGCGAGAUAACAAUAGUCUUGCUUAUCUUUCAUUUAAAGUUCCAAUAAAUUCGGUUCAACCGUUUAUGGGAUAAUUCCGAAAAAACAGAUAGACAGACGAAAAUCGUGUUCCAGUAUGGUGUAAAUAAGUAUAAUCACUUCAAAAAUUACAGGCUUCGUCACGUCUCACAGUCUUGAGACAGUCUUCAAUUAUUUUACUUAAUUUUUAAUUAUGGCAAAAGGUUAUUUAAAAAUAUUUGUAGGCAAAACAAUUUGCUACAAAUUAUAUUUUCGCAAAUUUUUCUUAAGACGCAUAGUUUCCGAGAUAUCGCGAAAAAAGUGUUUUUACCCCUUUUUCAAGAUGGUGGCCGGAGGACAAGGGUGGCGACCCGACAAACUUGAGGUUAAGCUUCUAUUGAUCUCCACACAUGUCCCAAAAAUAAAAUGGCAUCCUCUAAAAAAGCAAAGCUCAUGAAACAUUUCAAUGGACUAUAUUGUGUUAGAAAUAUAAUAAUACUUAUAUUGUAGCUCUAUAUGAUAGAUUAAAUGCAACUGCGCAUGCCUUAAUCAAUGAAUGUUAUAUUUCUUCGCUUAACAUGAUUGACCUCGACUCAUGUGGCCAAGAAUAAAACCCCCAUCGUGUGACAUAAAGACGUAAUGCUUCUAAUUUAAUAAUGUACGUAAGAAGCAACAUAAUACAAACAUCUGACUGAAGCGGGCAGUAAUCGAUGCCUGCGCGCGCAGCUAUGGAUAAGGCUUUAAAGUUCUACCACGAAACACUACGUAGUGAACUAGGUGCACGUAUUUUCAUUCCAUUGGUGGCUUUACACUUUAUGCAACAGUAACAAUAACGAGAGAUAGUAAUGUAAAACAAACAUGCAGAUAUAGUCGUGGAUAUUGCAACACAGAACAGGGUUGCAAUGCUAAUAUUUGUAAAAUAGAACAAGAGGUAGAACUGCAUCGUAUGCAAGUACAUGCUAAUAAUAUCGAUUGAAAUACAGACGUAGAAAACGUUGAACUAAAUUUCGUUUAGAAUAAAUUAUACAGAAAUGAAUAAAUAAUGGAAAGAUAAAAUCAACGGACAGUUAAAGUAGAUGAACUAAAGAUCAAAAUUGGAUAAAAACUGUUGAAGGGAAAAAGCAAGAGGGUUAAUUAGGUCCAGUGACCUGGGCUCGGGCGCAUAACUGUGCCUGUAAUGGAGAAAGGUGAACGUUUUUCAGAGUACCUGUUCGUGAAGAUGGGCCCAGGAGACAGGGGCCCUAAGACUACGGAGGACCGGUCGGCUCCAGUGGACCCUACUGGCGUCAAAAAAUGGUUUAUAGACAACAAGUUGCUUGUUAUUACUCUGGCUGGAGUGCUUGCAGGAAUUGCAGUUGGAUUUGGUCUUCGUCCGUACCAUCUAGGCCCAGAUGCUUUGAUAGUGAUAUCGUAUCCUGGAGAACUGUUCAUGAGAUUAUUAAAGCUUAUGAUUUUGCCUUUAAUAAUUGCCAGUCUUAUAGCGGGUUCCGCCAGCCUGAACGCAAAGAUGAGCGGCAAAAUAGCAGUCCGAACGUUACUGUACUUCAUCCUGACCUCAAUGUUCAACGCAUUCCUCGGGAUCAUUUUGGCUGUGAUAAUUCAUCCAGGAAAACCGGAAUUACGGGAAGAUUCUACUGCCAUUGUGGAAAAUAAAAGGGACCAUAAAAUUUUAGACAGCCUGCUUGAUAUUGGAAGGAACAUAUUCCCUGAUAACAUAGUGCAAGCGGCAUUUCAACAGGCUCACACAGUGUACACAGAACCAAAGACGUUGUUCUCAAAUGCAAGUGCAUCGAACGACAGUGUUCCGUUGGUUUUAGUGCGGGAAAUACACUACAGAUCUGGAACAAACACUUUAGGGCUAGUUUUCUUUUGUUUAGUCUUUGGUAGUUUAUUAGGAACUCUUGGACAAAAGGGCAAAGUGGUGAUUGAUUUUUUUCAAGCAAUUUUUGAGGUUAUAAUGAAGAUGGUCACCGGUGUGAUGUGGUUCACCCCUUUUGGUGUCAGUAGCGUGAUAGCAGGGAAAAUAUUAGGUGUAAGCAAUGUUGGUCAAGUGAUGUCUCAGCUAGCUUGGUUCAUAGCCACGGUGACGGUCGGUGUAUUUUUGUACCAACUGAUAGUUAUGCAGUUAAUCUACUUCUUCUUUCUAAGGAGGAACCCGUACAAGUUCUACUGGGGCCUGUCUCAGGCCAUGCUCACUGCGUCAGCCACGGCUUCUACGGCCGCAGCUCUGCCUGUAACGUUUCGUGCAAUGGAAGGUCCUCUCAGAAUAGAUCCACGCAUCACGCGGUUUGUCCUCCCCAUUGGCUGCAACAUAAAUAUGGACGGAACUGCCUUGUUCUUAGCUGUAGCCAGCUUGUUUAUCUGUCAAAUGAACAGCAUGCAUCUCGGAUUUGCGCAGCUCGCCACUAUAUUUUUAACCUGCACAGCAGCCUCGGUGUCGUCAGCAUCAGUGCCGUCCGCUGCGAUGGUGUUGCUCCUCGUGGUUCUAGCAGCAGUUGAUGCACCCACUCACGACGUCUCCUUGCUGUUCGCGGUAGAUUGGCUCGUUGAUCGCAUACGGACUACGAACAACAUGCUCGGGGAUUGCUAUGCCGCAGCAGUGGUUGAACGGAUGUCCAAGAAUGAACUGAUGGCCUCUGACGCUGCAUCUAUGGAACCAUCUACCCUGCCUAAUGGUCUACCAACAUCAAACACUGAAGUUGAAAUAGGAAUAGUGACUCCAGGCAAAAAAUCAAUUGUAUCUAAUGACGCUAUUAUUGAUAUGCAUUUACAUAAUGAAACAAAUAGGAUAUAGUGUGACACCAAUAUUAUUAGCGUAAUCUUUGAUAAUAUUGUUAUUGAAUAGACUGUGCCAAUCCCGUAAAAUAUCAACGUAGACUGCAACUUUACUAUAAUUAAAAUAGGCCUCAUUAUUUUGAUGUAUUUAUUAAUUAUAUUCCUCAAUUUAUAAGUGUAUUCAAAAUUUAUAUUCUAACCUUCUAUAAAAUCAUAAUAUAUUUGUAUCUCUUACAACAAGUUUUCCGAAAAAUUGUUCUACUUUAAGUAGCGGAAUAGAAGACGUAUGUUAGUAGAGUAGUUUUAGAAACAGUAAAGGUAAUGUUUUUUUCAAUAUCAUCUUGAAUAAUGUACCCUCUAGAAUGAGUUUACUAUACGGUAUAUUAUAGGACAGGUUUUGUUCAGUUUUUGUUUCAGUCAAUAAUUGCCGGUUUCACUCCUUUUUGCCUUUGCCAGUUUGUCUGAAUCUGAAUCAUUUACUAUUAUGGUAUCCUAUUUGAAGGUUAUUAGUGAUUAUUUUUAUAUUUUAAUUCCAUAAAAGUACCAUUAGUAUGUAUAACUUAUGUUCCUAAUAUUACUUGUUGUGAAUCUGUAUAAUUGAACAUAUUAUUUCAUAACCAACGAAAUAUGUGCGUACCUAAAUUAAAAUUUUCCUUAAUAAUUUUUAUUAGUGACACAAUUUGAAGAGAAAAGUUUA
Molecule: messenger RNA, 5972 nt
Organism: Bicyclus anynana (squinting bush brown)
Lineage: Eukaryota; Metazoa; Arthropoda; Insecta; Lepidoptera; Nymphalidae
Gene: Eaat2
Product: excitatory amino acid transporter
Exons: 9
Coding region: 3678-5294 (538 amino acids)
Biological process (GO): L-glutamate transmembrane transport
Cellular component (GO): plasma membrane
Molecular function (GO): L-glutamate transmembrane transporter activity; glutamate:sodium symporter activity; neutral L-amino acid transmembrane transporter activity
Source: RefSeq, a predicted model, not a curated record